CAAUUUUACAUGGACAUUUACAAAAUAGCAAAAUUCGAAUCCAAACCAAACUGCAAACCGGAUUGAUCCGGAUCAAAUCCAAUCCGUUGGUUAAGAAGACACAGAGAGAAGGGGAAAGGCUUAUCCAGAAACCAAACUUCAAAUGAAUGUCUGAAGGCUAGAUCCUUCAAUUCGAAGAAGAUGGCUCUUCUUUGUUUCAAUUCUCUCGCUCCUCUCCCUUCUCUCUCUUCUUCAUCUUCUCCAAGGCUUCAACUUUCGUCAUUAGCUUCAUCAGUUUUCAUCCUUAAACCCAACAUCAUCGAGUCAAAGAACAGAGUCUCACUUAGUGGUUACAACUUGAGCAAUAGCCAUGGAAGAGCAGCAAUUGUGAAGGCAGUUGCUUCUGGCGUGGACGGAGCUGAGCCCGAGGAACCACCUAAGACUGUUGUCUCAGUGGACAAACUACCGUUGGAAUCAAAAGAAGCUAAAGAGAAGCAACUGCUGGAACAGAGGAUGAAGAUGAAGCUGGCCAAGAAGAUUAGGCUACACAGGAAACGUCUAGUUCGUAAGCGUAAGUUGAGGAAGAAGGGUCGAUGGCCACCUUCCAAGAUGAAGAAGCUCAAGAAUGUUUAGAGAUGAUUAUCAAUCGUCUCAAACAAAAAAUGGGCCCUGUGCUACACAAAUUUUGAGGCCCAUUUCUUCAUAUAAAUUUUUUUUUUUUUUUGAAAGGGCUCUAAGCUAAGCUGAAAAAGUCAAAAAAAAAGAAAUGGGCCCUGUGCAAAUGCACUUCUAGCACUGGGCCAGAGCCGGGCCUGAUUAUCAUGACUCUUUGCUCUCUUUUUUUUUUAUUUAACUUUAUUUUUGUAAUGUUGUUUGUAUGAGCAUUGUUUUUGGAUUAAA
Molecule: messenger RNA, 879 nt
Organism: Brassica rapa (field mustard)
Lineage: Eukaryota; Viridiplantae; Streptophyta; Magnoliopsida; Brassicales; Brassicaceae
Product: 50S ribosomal protein 5, chloroplastic
Biological process (GO): plastid translation
Cellular component (GO): chloroplast thylakoid membrane
Source: RefSeq, a predicted model, not a curated record